Messenger RNA from Chelonia mydas (Green sea turtle), 2990 nucleotides. RefSeq names its product Rho GTPase activating protein 22 (gene ARHGAP22). Gene Ontology annotation, molecular function: GTPase activator activity. The transcript is spliced from 10 exons. Lineage: Eukaryota; Metazoa; Chordata; Testudines; Cheloniidae. The record is from RefSeq and is a predicted model, not a curated record. The coding region runs from base 113 to 2281 and encodes 722 amino acids. Gene Ontology annotation, biological process: signal transduction; activation of GTPase activity. Gene Ontology annotation, cellular component: focal adhesion.
GCUACCGGCAGGACAGGCUGUGCCGUGAUGAGCUGCAACAGGGUGAGGAGGCUGGGAAGGAGGAUGACAGCAUGCUGAAGGCUGCGAGGAAGGUGACGCUGGAACCAGGAAUAUGUUGAGUCCCAAGAUAAGGCAGGCCAGGAGAGCCCGGUCGAAGAGCUUGGUGAUGGGCGAGCAGACCGGGCUACCCUCCAGGCCAUCAUCCCCUAGCCCACAGGAUCGAGUGCUGAAGUCUGGCUGGCUGAAGAAGCAGAGGAGCAUCAUGAAGAAUUGGCAGCAACGGUGGUUUGUGCUGCGUGGGGACCAGCUCUUCUACUAUAAGGAUGAGGAGGAAACCAAACCGCAGGGUUUCAUUCCACUGCAAGGCAAUCAGGUGAGCGAGCUGACCCCUCAUGCUGAGGAACCAGGGAAACACCUCUUUGAAAUUGCCCCAGGUGGUGCGGGGGACCGAGAAAAGAUGCCUGUCAAUCAUGAAGCCUUCCUGCUCAUGGCUAAUUCCCAGAACGAGAUGGAAGAUUGGGUGAAAGCCAUCCGGCGGGUCAUAUGGGCUCCCUUUGGUGGAGGUAUUGCACAUAGCUCACAUGCACAUAAAUUAAAACUGUUGCCUCAAGGGAUCUUCGGGCAGCGAUUGGAAGACACGGUGCAAUACGAGCGGAAGUACGGCCUGCGGCUGGCCCCACUGCUGGUGGAGCAAUGUGUGGAUUUUAUCCGGGAGCGAGGCCUCACCGAGGAAGGGCUCUUUCGCAUGCCUGGUCAAGCCAACCUUGUCAAGGACCUGCAGGAUUCAUUUGAUUGUGGAGAGAAGCCCCUCUUUGACAGCAACACGGAUGUUCACACCGUGGCAUCCCUCCUGAAGCUUUAUCUCCGAGAGCUGCCAGAGCCCGUCAUCCCCUUUGCCAAAUAUGAAGACUUCCUGUCAUGUGGACAGCUGCUCUCCAAGGACAAGGGAGAGGGCACCCGAGAGCUGGCUAAACAGGUGAAGACCCUGCCCCAGGCAAACUACAACCUCCUCAAAUACAUAUGCAAAUUCCUCGAUGAAGUUCAGGCUCACUCCAGUGUGAACAAGAUGAGCGUCCAGAACCUCGCUACGGUGUUCGGCCCAAAUAUACUGCGGCCCAAAAUGGAAGAUCCAGUCACCAUCAUGGAGGGCACCUCGCUGGUCCAGCACUUGAUGACGGUGUUGAUAAGUGAACACGGACAAAUCUUUGCCAUUUCGCAGGCCGACGUGGCCGGGGCUCAGCCCGAAGCCCGCUCUGUGCUGCAGCGCAGCAUGGUGGAGUGGAUCUCCGAGGAAGAUGGGGAGGAGAGCAGGUCGGAGAAGAGCGCCUCCAGCCCUGCCGACCUGCCUUCUAGCAGUGCCAUGGCGCCGGACGCCACGCCCAGCUUGCUGGCGAAAAACGCCCCUCAGGAGCACAGCAGCAAAGCCACCCAGCCUGCCACCAGCCCCAGCAAGAGGGUGCAGACAUUACCCACCUGGAAGUACUCCUUCCGGCAACAGGGGGCAAGGUCUGUCAGCCCCAAGCUGGGUAGCUCGUCCUUAGACAUUCCUAAUCUCUCCUCCAGCGGGAACUGGCUGAUGAAUGGACUGUACUCUCUCCGAGGCCACCGCCGGACGUCCUCUGGGGAGCGGGUGAAAGACUCAGGUUCAUCCCAAAGACUCUCCACCUACGACAACGUCCCCUCCUCCAGCCUCUCCCUGAGCGCACACAGCAUCUCCAGCACUGCUUGGUCCACCUCGUCCUGUGAGAUCUCUGUCGUCGAUUCUGUCAGCAGCUGCCCGGCCUGCCGGGCCAGUGACUCCUCUGCUUUAAGCUCCCUCAAAACGGAAUGGGCCACUCAGGGCUCGCUGUCGCAGAGCGAGGUCAAGACUGUGGACCUGGAGAACAGCAUGGAAAGGUUCGAAAUGUGCAUCAGCAGCUGCAGCGAGCAGAGUGACCUGGCGGCUGCUUCCAAAGACUCAGCCAAAUGCUCCAGGGCUCUGCAGAGCCUGGUUUCAGAGCUAAAGACAGGACUGAGCAAACAGAGGACUGAGUAUGAGUCUAGUAUCAAAAGAAUUGAAGAAACAAGCGCUGACCUGAGAAAACGAGUGACAAGGUUGGAAGAGGAGUUGGACCAGGAGCGAAAGAAAUACACAAUGCUGGAGAUCAAACUGAGGAAUUCGGAGCGUGCGCGUGAAGAUGCUGAAAAGAGAAACCAGCUCCUGCAGACAGAAAUGGAAGAGUUUUUUUCGACAUUAGGAAAUUUGACUGUUGCAAGCCGGGGAGCUAAAGUGGCGAAGUAAAGGCAGCAGAAGUACACUAGCGACCGUGUUUUUUAAUUCCAGCACAAGUCAUUUUGUUCUGGGUUACUCGUGCAUCAUGAGUAUUUUUGCAGUGAGUCCCUGCUCUUAAGGAUUUUUGCUAUGUUGUUUUGUUUACAUAUGCUAUAGUAUUUGGGCUGUCAGGGAAACUGACUGUUAAAGGCAGUGCUUGAAACUGUAGACACCAAAUUGCAGAUGGCUGGGCCUCUCUUUCCUAAUGUCAAAGGGACAACUCUGUCACUGCAGUCAUGGCACUGUCUUUGGCUUUACUGGGCCACCCUUUGCUGGUCCAGAGACAACAGUAAUGCUCCCAACACUGCUGCCAUGGCCUAAGAGAGCGGCAGGCAGGCUGGCUGGAGCUGAAGGAGCACGCACAGUUCCUGUGGAGGAGACGACACCGCUAGCCUGACAGUGGAUUUAGCUCGUGAUGAAUCAAGUUGAACUUGGCAGGUUUUCCAAUCUUCAUGAAAUUUGUUUAAAAAUCUGCUUGGUGAAAGUUCUUAUUCCUGUACUUGGUAUUAUUUUAUGAAGGGGUUUUGCAAAAUUAGCUGACAAGCACUCGAAGUGUCAGACUUUCACAUGCCUUCAUUAGUCACCCAAUUUCUAACCCCAACCCAGCCAUGCCCAAACUAUGACUCUAAAUAUUAUUAUUUGCACCAAAUGUGACUUAAUAAAAUAUGUGAUUAAUAAA